This is a messenger RNA of Tarenaya hassleriana, 2371 nucleotides long. RefSeq names its product protein ROOT PRIMORDIUM DEFECTIVE 1. The coding region runs from base 450 to 1736 and encodes 428 amino acids. The record is from RefSeq and is a predicted model, not a curated record. Gene Ontology annotation, molecular function: RNA binding. Lineage: Eukaryota; Viridiplantae; Streptophyta; Magnoliopsida; Brassicales; Cleomaceae. The transcript is spliced from 3 exons.
CGUUGCCCAGCAAAAACUUUCUCCCCAUGUCCCGCUUCUUCCUCUCCAGUGUUUUGGGGUUCCUCUUCGGUCGGCCAUCGAUAGACUGCCAAACAGUUCUACUCUGUUGGAGGUCGGUUUGGUCGCUUUCUCCUUCGGUUUCGCAUCCCGGGGACAGAUUUAAGGUUUCGGUGAAAUCCUUCUUGGGUUCUUUCGUAAGUGGGUAUACUUUUUGUCUCACCUGUUUCCAUAUGUUCCGGGAAGCUCCUCCAGGGCAGCGGAGUCAACCAGGGAUCGCCCCUAAGGAUACUUGAGACGGAUCAGGAGGAAUCCAUGGCAUUAUGAUACACCGUAGUGUAUGCAUGGAGAUACGUGAGGAGAGCCAGUGACUUGAUUCAUGGAAUUGAUGAUGAUGAUGCUGAUGCAUAUUUAUGUUUGAAUGUGCUGCUUCUCUGCAUUUCCUGUAGGAUAUGAUUUCUCUGAAAAUCUUGAGAUACACUAGUAUUAGGGAAGUUGUAACUCAGCAACAUUCCAUAAAGUUGUCAUUUAGCCCCUUUCAUUUAUACAUCCAGAGGAGAUGGCUAAAGCCUGUAGAUUCGGCACAAACUCGGUUGGAAAACCGAACAAGGGAUCAUCGUUUGGACAAACUCAUCGUCCACCACAGGAAACUGAAGAUCAUCCUUGAAAUAGAGAAAUUCAUGUCCUGCAAAAAGCGUGGCCCAUUUGUGUCUGUACAGCUGAUGUCUCGUUGGAAAAACGUCGUUGGCUUGAACAUUGGGGUUGGAGCCUUCAUCCGCAAAUACCCUCAUGUCUUUGAGUUAUUUAGUCACCCUGCCCGGAGGAAUUUGUGUUGCCGGAUGACAGAUAAGAUGAGGGCUUUGCUUGACGAGGAAGGGAAUAUUAUUAGAGCAUGUGAAGCGAAUGCAGUCAUGCGGAUAAAGAAGUUAUUGCUGAUGUCAAAAAAUAGGGUUCUUCAUGUUCAUGCAUUGAGGUUGAUCAGGAGAGAGCUGGGUUUACCUGAGGAUUUUAGAGAUUCGAUUUUGGCCAAGUAUAUUUCAGAUUUCAAGUUAGUUGAUCUGGAAACUGUGGAAUUGACCGAUGCAGAUGAAAGUUUGGCUGUGGCUAAUGUAGAACAAUGGAGGGAGAAAGAAUACAGAGAGAAAUGGUUGAGUGAGUUCGAGACAAAGUUCGCAUUCCCUAUCGAUUUUCCCACGGGAUUCAAGAUCGAAAGGGGUUUCAGAGAAAAGCUAAAGAAUUGGCAAAGGCUUCCUUAUGUAAAGCCUUACGAGAAACAUGAUGUUAGAAAGGGUCAUACUCGUGGAGGGGUAGAAAGAUUUGAAAAGCGAGCUGUCGCUGUCAUUCAUGAGCUACUGAGCCUAACAGUAGAGAAAAUGGUUGAAGUUGAAAGAUUAGCUCACUUCAGAAAGGAUCUCGGGAUGGAAGUCAACAUCCGGGAAUUGCUCUUGAACCAUCCCGGCAUUUUCUACAUAUCUACAAAGGGCGGAAUUCAGUCUGUGUUUCUCAGAGAAGCCUAUAGCAAGGGCUGCUUGAUAGAGUCAAAUCCAAUAUACAACGUGCGAAGGAAACUGUUGGACCUCGUCUUGUUAGAGCAGCGUUAUACCAGAGAACUGCAGACUCAAGACGAAACUCUGGAUGAGGAGAGUGAUGAUUGUGAAGAGGAAUGGAUGAAAGGAACAAGGGAUGGAGACUGGGUCUUACCGAUUUUAGAGCACGAGGCUGACUCCUUCCCCGAGUAAAUAACUCGAGAACAAGAUCUAUGAUUGGAGGGAACUCUGGAUGAUGGUUAGCUUCCAUUCCUUAUUACAGUUUCUCUACUUUUUUUGGUUUCUAAACCCUAGACAGAAAUGCAACCAACUCUAAACAGUUGUAUGGGUGGAAGAAACUCAUAUUUCCGAAGAAUUUGGAGAACUAGUCUAUUAACGGGCUGUCACAGCGUUUGUAAUGUCUCGUUCUCGUGCUUGCCCUUACGCGAAAGUGGUAAUCUUUCCUGAAGCACAAUGAUCUUGGCCAGGUGAUUUGCAGGUCCCCGAACGAAGGCUACGAACUCGAUAUCGAUAUUCCCGAGCUCUCUCGGUGGGAAAAGGAAGAAAAACCCUGUGUUGAAGUCGCUUUGGAUGUGAUGACGGUAACAAGCAAAGCCAUGGAUUGUACCAUUGGGAGCAGGACAGGACCACAUACAAAGGCAGAGGAGACUGGCCAUGUUUUCCCAAGACAUGAUUGUGAAGAACAUCCAUCCUUGUGUUCGAGUCAUCCAUUAGCGUAUCCCGACGUAACAAUACCAACAUCAUAUGAAUCUGAAUUAAUUCGAAUGUAUAAACAAAGCUUUUCUUUCUUGCUUCAACUUAAUAUACGAAAAAUUGGGAUAUUUAAA